Anguilla anguilla (European eel) is the source of this 9522-nucleotide messenger RNA. RefSeq names its product spectrin, beta, erythrocytic (gene sptb). Gene Ontology annotation, biological process: actin cytoskeleton organization. Gene Ontology annotation, cellular component: cell projection; spectrin; cortical actin cytoskeleton. The record is from RefSeq and is a predicted model, not a curated record. NCBI's taxonomy places the organism in Eukaryota, Metazoa, Chordata, Actinopteri, Anguilliformes, Anguillidae. Gene Ontology annotation, molecular function: structural constituent of cytoskeleton; phospholipid binding; actin filament binding.
GCGCAGGAUGGCGGUGGAGGUAGUCGGCAGCGCACGCAGUCAGGGACGUACUGCGCGCGUGGCUGGGGCGACGGAGCCGCUCAGACCUGCGCGAGCGAGCCGAGAGCGCCCCAGCGACCGUUAGCGUAGCACGGAGCCGCCGAACCGGAGCGGGGAGAGGGAACGACAGAGAGGAGAGAGAGGAGAGAGAGGAAGAAGAAGAAGAAGAAGACAGAGAAGAGGAGAGGAGAGGAGAGGCGAGUGGCUGCGCGGUCAGGAUGAGCAGCCCCUGUCUGUGCCGCGCUCCGCCGUGCCCGACCCGGCUAGCCGAGGUCACCAUCAGCCUGAAACCCGGCAGGGAGGCGUCCGGUCGGCCCGGCGGCGGGGGACGGGCGGGCGGUGGCGGCGGCGGAGGCGGGGGUGCGGGAGCCAGGGAGACGCCCGGCCGGGCUGCGGGGGGGACGGGGAGCCGGAGCAGGAGCACCCCUCCGGUGCACAGGGCGCAGCGCGGGGUGGAGGGGCGCCGUGUGGUCCGGGUGGGAGCCCGGAGCAAGCCGGAGCCCCAGCCCAUGAAGAACGGCACCGUCCCGGGCAUGCCGCCGGGGCUCUCCCCCUUCGCGCCCUCCUCUUCCUCCUCCUCCACUUCCUCCUCGUCCUCCUCCGGCAGGCCGAGGUGCCGGAGCCCCCCGCCGCCCCCGCCCCCCGUCCGGAGCAUGAGGCGCGCCCGCUGGCUGAGCUACAGCACCUCCAACAUCUACAACUCCAUCCUGGACGGGCGCUUCCGCCAGCUGCAAGACGAGAGAGAGGCGGUCCAAAAGAAGACCUUCACUAAAUGGGUGAACUCCAUCCUGUCCCGAGUGAGCUGCCGAAUUUCAGACCUGUACCUCGACCUACGGGACGGGCGCAUGCUGAUAAAGCUCCUGGAGGUGCUGUCUGGUGAACGACUGCCCAAGCCCACCAAGGGCCGCAUGCGUAUCCACUGCCUGGAGAACGUGGACAAGGCCCUGCAGUUCCUGAAGGAGCAGAGGGUGCACCUGGAGAACAUGGGCUCCCACGACAUUGUCGACGGCAACCACCGCCUCAUCCUGGGCCUCAUCUGGACCAUCAUCCUGCGCUUCCAGAUUCAAGACAUCAUAGUAGAGACGGGACAGGCCGACCAGAAAGAGACGCGCUCUGCCAAGGACGCCCUGCUGCUGUGGUGCCAGAUGAAAACAGCUGGAUACCCAAAUGUCAACAUCACCAACUUCACGACAAGCUGGAAGGACGGCAUGGCAUUCAACGCCCUCAUCCACAAACACAGGCCGGAUCUGGUGGACUACGGAAGGCUCCAGAGGUCCAACCCCACCCACAACCUCCAGCACGCCUUCAACGUGGCUGAGCAGAAACUGGGCGUGACCAAACUCCUGGACCCGGAGGAUGUGUUCACCGACAACCCCGAUGAGAAGUCUAUCAUCACCUACGUUGUGGCCUUCUACCACUACUUCUCCAAGAUGAAGGCGCUGGCGGUGGAGGGGAAGAGGGUGGGGAAGGUGCUGGACCACGCCAUCGAGACAGAGAAGAUGAUAGACAAGUACGAGACCCUGUCGUCGGACCUGCUGACGUGGAUCGAGCAGACCAUCAUCGUCCUGAACAACCGCAAGCUGGCUAACUCCCUGACCGGCGUCCAGCAGCAGCUGCAGGCCUUCAACUCCUACCGCACAAUGGAGAAGCCGCCCAAGUUCCAGGAGAAAGGAAACCUGGAGGUUCUGCUCUUCACCAUCCAGAGCCGUAUGAGGGCCAAUAACCAGAGGGUGUACACACCGCGGGAGGGGGCGCUGGUGGCCGACAUUAACAGGGCCUGGGAGCGUCUGGAGCGGGCGGAGCACGAGCGGGAGAGGGUCCUGCGGGACGAGCUGAUCCGGCAGGAGAAGCUGGAGCAGAUGGCCCGGCGCUUCGACAGGAAGGCCGCCAUGAGGGAGACCUGGCUGGUGGAGAACCAGAGACUGGUAGCACAGGACAACUUCGGGUACGACCUGCCGGCGGUGGAGGCAGCGAAGAAGAAGCACGACGCCAUCGAGACGGACAUCGCGGCCUACGAGGAGCGCGUGCAGGCGCUGGUGGCCAUGUCCCGGGAGCUGGAGUCGGAGCGGUACCACGACGCCAAGCGCAUCGACGCGCGCAAGGACAACAUCAUGCGGCUCUGGGACUACCUGCUGGAGCUGCUGAAGGCCCGGCGGGCCCGUCUGGACAAGAACCUGACCCUGCAGAGGACCUUCCAGGAGAUGCUCCACAUCAUCAACUGGAUGGACGAGAUGAAGGCUCGGCUCCUUUCCCCGGAUUUCGGGAAGCACCUGCUGGAGGUGGAGGACCUGCUGCAGAAGCAUGCGCUGGUGGAGGCCGACAUCGCCAUGCAGGCGGACAGAGUGCGCUCCACCAACGCCGCCGCUCUCAAGUUCGCCAACGGGGACAGCUACAAGCCGUGUGACCCUCAGGUGAUUCGAGAUCGUGUGCAGCACCUGGACCUGUGUUACCAGGAGCUCUGUGCCCUGGCGGCCCAGCGCAAGGCCCGUCUGGAGCAGUCUCGCCGUCUGUGGAACUUCUUCUGGGAGACGGCGGAGCUGGAGAGCUGGAUCAAGGAGAAGGAGCAGAUCUUCUCCUCCCUGGACCAUGGCAAGGACCUGACCAGCGUGCUGGUCCUGCAGAGCAAGCACAGCGCCUUCGAGGACGAGCUGGGGGCGCGGCGCGCGCACCUGCGGCAGGUCAUGGACGAGGGGGACGCCAUGGUGAAGGCCAAGCACUUCGAGGCGCCCAAGGUGAAGCGGCGCAUGGACGACGUGCAGCGGCAGUGGCAGCAGCUGGAGGAGCUGGCCGCCUUCCGGAAGCGGAACCUCCAGGACACCCAGAGGUUCUUCCAGUUCCAGGGCGACGCCGACGACCUCAAGGCCUGGCUGCUGGAGGCCCGGCGGCAGAUGGCCAGCGACGACGUGGGCCAGGACGAGUACAGCACCCAGAGGCUGGUCAAGAGGCACCGCGACCUGCAGGACGAGGCCGCCAAGAACGCGGCCACCAUCGACGCCCUGUCCAAGCAGGCCAACGGCCUCCCCGAGGAGCUGCGCAACACGCCGGACGUCCAGCGCAGGCUCGGGGACAUCAGGGACCUGUACAUGGAGCUCCUCUCCCUCUCCGACCUGCGCAAGAAGAAGCUGGAGGACGCCCUGGCUCUGUACACCAUCUUCAGCGAGACGGACGCCUGCGACCUGUGGAUGAACCAGAAGGAGACGUGGCUGGUGGGGCUGGAGACUCCAGAGAAGCUGGAGGACUUGGAGGUGGUGCAGAACAGGUUGGGUAUCCUUGCCCAAGAGAUGGGUAAUGUUCAGGCGCGGGUUGAUGAUGUCAAUAAAGCAGCUAAGCAGUUGGAGGACAGCAGACACCCCAGCAUGAAGAGUGUGAAAGACUGUCAGACACGUCUCAACAAGAGGUGGGACGCUUUCAAAGCAAUGGUGGAAGACAAGAAACGCAAAGUGGACUCCGCGGUCAGCUUGCACAACUAUGGGCUGGAGUGCGAUGAGACCGGGGCCUGGAUCAAGGACAAGACGCGCGUCAUCGAGUCCACACAGGACUUGGGCAACGACCUGGCGGCCGUCAUGACCAUCCAGAGGAAGCUGUACGGCAUGGAGAGGGACCUGGCCGCCAUCGAGGACAAGUUGGACUUCCUGAAGCGCGAGGCGGAGCGGCUGGCUAAGGACCACCCGGAAAACGCCGCCAGGAUCCUGGGCCGGCAGCGGGAGCUGGACCGGGCCUGGGACGAGCUGAAGCGGACCAUGAGGGACCGGGAGGACUCCCUGGGCGAGGUGAGCAAGCUGCAGACCUUCCUGCAGGACCUGGACGACUUCCAGUCCUGGCUGUACAAGUCGCAGAAGGCCAUCGCGUCCGAGGAGAUGCCCGCCACGCUGCCGGAGGCCGAGCAGCUGCUGGACCUGCACGACGCCGUGCGGGAGGACAUGGACCGGCACGAGGAGGACUACCACCAGGUGAAGGACACCGGGGCGGCGGUGACUCGGGGCGAGACCGACCCGCAGUACCAGCAGCUGGAGCAGAGGCUGAAGGGCCUGGACACCGGCUGGGACGAGCUGCACAAGAUGUGGGACAGCCGCAAGAACUUCCUGGAGCAAGGGCUCGGCUUCCAGCAGUUCAUGAGGGACGCCAAGCAGGCCGAGGCCAUCCUCAACAACCAGGAGUACACCCUGGCCCACACGGAUUGUCCGGACACCCUGGAUGGGGCAGAGAAGGCCCUCCGGAAGCACGAGGACUUCGUCAACACCAUGGACGCCAACGAGGAUAAGAUCGUGGGCACAAUCGAGGGUGGGAAGAGGCUGGUGGACAAUGGAAACCUCUAUUCUGAGAGAGUCAAAGACAAGAUUGGGUCCAUCAAAGACAGGUACAAGACCAACCGAGGCAAGGCCAAGGAGGUUUCUGGGAAACUGAAGGACAACCGAGACCUUCAGCACUUCCUGCAGAACACGCAGGACCUCACCCUGUGGAUAAACGAGAAGAUGCUGACCGCCCAGGACACCUCGUACGAUGGGGCGCGGAACCUGCACAGCAGGUGGCAGAAGCACCAGGCCUUCAUGGCCGAGCUGUCCUCCAAUAAGGACUGGCUGGACAAGAUCGACCAGGAGGGCAAUGAGCUGAUGAAAGCCAAGCCUGAGUUCGGCCCUGUGGUGAGGGAUCGGCUCUCCAAGCUGCACGAGCUGUGGGACAAGCUGGAGUCCACCACCCAGGAGAAGGACCGCCUCCUGUUCGAUGCCAACCGCUCCGAGCUGGUGGACCAGAGCCUGGCCGACACCAAGAAGUGGCUGGGAGACCUGCAGCAGCAGCUGCAAGGGGACGAGGACGUCAAGGACCUGACCAGCGCCAACAUCCUGCUCAAGAAACACCAGACGGUGGAGAACCAGGUGCGGGACCGGGCGCGGGAGAUGGAGGAGCUGAGGGACGCGGUGCAGAGCCGCGCCUCCCAGAGUCCCGAGCUGGAGGCGGAGCAGCAGGCUCUGCAGACGCAGUUCCAGAGGCUCCUCCCACCGCUGGCCCAGAAGCGGGACAAGCUGGAGAAUGCCAAGGCCGUGCAGCAGUUCUACAGGGACCUCGCCGACGAGAUCCUGUGGGUUGAAGAGAGGUUGCCCCAGGCAACGUCACAAGAGCACGGAAACAAUCUCCAAGCCGUCCAGCUGCUUCAGAAAAAGAACCAGACCUUACAGAAGGAGAUCGAGGGGCACCAGCCGCGCAUAGACGAGGUGCUGGACCGCGGGCGGCGCAUGGUGGCGGGGGGCAGCCCCGAGUCGGACCGCAUCGGGGAACAGACGGGGGAGCUGGAGGAGGUGUGGGCGCGGCUGCAGGAGGAGGUGGCCAAGCGAGGGAAGCGGCUGGACGGCUCCAGGCAGGCGCAGCAGUACUACAGCGACGCAGACGAGGCCGAGGCCUGGAUCGGGGAGCAGGAGCUCUACAUGAUCUCCGACGAAAAGCCCAAGGAUGAGCAGAACGCCAUGCUGAUGUUAAAGAGGCAUCUGAAUCAGAAGCAGAAUGUUGACGCCUAUGGCGACUCCGUCCAGAAGCUGGCAGACCGCGCCCAGAAGAUGCUGGCCGAGGACCAUCCUGACGGCGAGGCCAUAAUUCGGCGGCAGGGCCAGGUGGACAAGCAGUACGCCGGGCUGAAGGAGCAGGCCGACGACCGCAGGAAGAAGCUGGAGCACGUCUACCACCACUUCCUGCUGAGCCGCGAGGUGGAGGACCUGGAGCAGUGGAUCGCCGAGCGCGACCUGGUGGCGUCCUCCCAGGAGAUGGGCCAGGACCUGGACCACGUCACGAUCCUGCGGGAGAAGUUCCGCGAGUUCGCCCGGGAGACGGGGUCCGUGGGCCAGGAGCGCGUGGACGCGGUGAACCAGACGAUCGACGAGCUGAUCGAGUCGGGACACAGCGAGGCGGCCGCCAUGGCGGAGUGGAAGGACAACAUCAACGAGAGCUGGGCCGACCUGCUGGAGCUCAUCGACACCCGGGGCCAGCUCCUCACCUCCUCCUACGACAUCCUCAAGUACUUCUAUGAUGGCAAGGAGCUGGUGGCGCAGAUCCAGGAGAAGCAGACCCAGCUGCCCGAGGACGUGGGCGAGGACUUCAGCAAAGCCGAGUCCUUCCACCGCAUGCACGCAGCCUUUGAGAGGGACAUCAGCACGCUGGGAAAACAGGUGCAGCAGUUCCAGGACACCGCCACGCGUCUGCACGCCCAGUACGCGGGUGACCAGGCCACGGACAUCCAGACGAUGGAGCACGAGGUGGUGGAGGCCUGGAAGGCCCUGCUGGACGCCUGCGACGGGCGGCGGGCCCAGCUGGUGGACACGGCCGACAAGUUCCGCUUCUUCACCAUGGUGAGGGACCUGCUGGCCUGGAUGGAGAGCAUCAUCCAGCAGAUAGAGACCCAGGAGAAGCCCAGGGACGUGUCCUCGGUGGAGCUCCUGAUUAAGUACCACCAGGGCAUCCGCUCAGAGAUCGACGCCAGAGACCCCAAAUUCAGCAACUGUGUGGAGCUGGGGCGCACCCUGCUGGCCCGCAAGCACCGGGACUCUCCAGAGAUCAAAGAGAAGCUCAUCCAGCUGAUGGAGAAGAAGAAGGAGAUGAUGACCAAGUGGGAUGAGCGUUGGGACUGGCUCAGGCUAUUGCUGGAGGUGUGCCAGUUCUCGCGGGACGCCUCGGUGGCAGAGGCCUGGCUGGUGGCGCAGGAGCCCUACGUGGCCAGCAGGGACCUGGGGCAGACGGUGGACGAGGUGGAGAAGCUCCUGAAGAGGCACGAGGCCUUCGAGAAGUCCGCCUCCACCUGGGACGAGCGCUUCUCCGCCCUGCAGCGCCUGACCACGCUGGAGCUGCUGGAGCUGAGGAAACAGCAGCAGCUUAGGUCAGAGGAGGAGCAGCGCACUGAUAGGGACAGCAGGAGAGAAGACACCGGGUUUGCAGAAGAGUCCUCAGAGUUCUACACCGUAGAGGACCCUUCUCUGUCUGCUUCCGGGCCCGUUGGUUCGAGCUCGGGGCGGAUGGACGGGUCUGUGGAGGAGCCCGCAGCGCUGCCAGUGCCUGAGACGCAGGCCAGCGGCUCCGGGCAGACGGGCCCCUCCGCGCCAGGACUGGCUCCGCCCCCCAGGGACACAGAGAAGGCCGCCACCCUCCCCACGGACCCCCCCAGGAGCCAGGCUGUGCUGCUGGAGGGCAUGCUGGGACGCAAGCACGAGCUAGACGGAACCGGAAAGAAGGCCUCGAACAGGUCCUGGAACACCCUGUACUGCGUGCUGAAGCCCGGGCAGCUCUCCGCCUACAAGGACGUCAAGAGCUACGGCUACGGCGUCACGUACCACGGCGAGGACCCGCUGCAGCUCGGCGGCGCCGUCUUCGAGGCCCUGCCACACUACAAGAAGAAGAAGCACGUGUUCAAACUGCGGCUGGCGGAUGGCAGCGAGUACCUGUUCCAGUGCAAAGACGAGGAGGAGCUGGAGAGCUGGAAACAGGCUCUGGAGAGGGCGUCGGAUCCCCAGUCGGAGGACGCGGGCGCCGGACCCUCGGGAGCACGGGCCCGCAGCUUGCCCCCGCCCUCGUCCCUCGCCCUCCCAGAAGCCAGUUCUGCCAAGAAGGACAAGGAGAAGAGGUUCAGCUUGUUUACAAAAAAGAAAUGAGGAGGGGGCGGGUGUGGCCAGGGUCAAAGGUCGCUGCGCAGCCAGGCUUCCUUUUUAAUCACUGUCCUGAUUUUUUUACAUCAACAAAAAAUUUGUAAGAUUUAAAAUAAUAAUAAUAAUAAUAAUAAUAAUAAUAAUAAUAUGUUAAGUAGGAAUGCAAAUCACUCUCUUCCUGCCUGUAUUUAAGCCAGUGUUUCUGCAAUGCUGAAUUUUUAACUCUUUUCUACACUCAACAGAUCCACACUUUAACCAAAAACACAAACGCUCCUUUCACGAUCAACCAAAGAAUGAUAGCAUUAUUUUAUUUUCCUUAGGAUUUUAUUUUUUUAUUUUUGCUUCCUUUUCGGCAUGCUUUGUUGUACUUGUGUGUGCUACAUACCAUAAGACUUUUUAAAAAGUUUUGUUAAUUUGCCUUAUUCCUAUAAAGAAAUGGUUGUGAAUAGUAAUACUGUGUUGUUAGCGUCAGGGUAUAGGUUCUAUUAGAGUCUCCAUCAGGAUGGGCUAAAUUAUUUGUAAAUGCUGUUUCUGAUGACACAUUAACAGAUUUGGCGAAAUACUGGGUUGUAUAGUACUAUAUGGCAUAAACGCACCCAGUGUCAAAAUGCAAAUAAGUAUUCAAACUGUUCCCUCUGAGAAUUAUGAAAUGUUAAUCUUCGACUAUUGGAAGCAGGUAGCACUGAUUUUAAAAUGAGACUAUUUAUAAACUGUCUGGUAAACUAUAAAGUUAACUAACUUCAGAACUGUCAGACACCACUAAAACACUAUACUGGUUUAGAAAUUAACCCCAAACUGCAGACAAUCUUUAAUUUAAAAAACUUGAAUUAUGGCAAAAAAAAAAGUGUAUGUAUCAUUUUACAGAUUUCCAACUGACAUGAUACACAGUGUGUCCAAAUGUGUUCCUUGUUUAUGGAGUAAACUUUUGUUGAAUAUGGUGCUAACUCUUAUAGGAAGGGGGUCAAACUUGUCCUGUUGCCAUCGUGACACCUCUUCCAUCUCAGUAUACCCCCCUCCCCUCACCCCCACCCUCUAAACUCAGUGCCAAGAAGCUUUUCCACAAAAUGGGAAAGGUUCCUGGGAAUAGGUGAAUAGAAUGCUUUCCCGGGAUUUUGAAUGUUGAGGCUCCAGGAACUGUUGGGAGAAACGGAUAGUGAAGUAAGAGAUGCUGAAGAAGAAGAAGAAUUAGAAAGAGUUCAAGUGAAAGGUGAAAGAAUCUUUAAGUUCACAAUUUAUUCUAAAAAGUUAAUGUUUAUUUUUAUUUCUUUAAAAAGAUUUUAAAAAUUCAAUAGCCGGUCGCUCUCUCCCAGUGGAAGAUCGUAGAUAAUUUGGGAGAAUACUCACACACAAACGUAGAUUUACUUUUAAAUCACUGACUGAAAAAUUUACAUAGGGGGGAAAAAAUAUAUAUGUGGAAAAUGUGUUUAUAUUAAGAGUUUGUUAUAUUUCUAAUUAUCAACCGAAAUGGGAAAAGAAGAAAAGCGGACUAUAGCAGUUUUAUUUUUUCAAUUGCACAGAGCAGUUCCCCCCUUUUAUUUUGACACGUCAGAAGCGGCCAGUUCGCGUCCUUCCUGAAGGACAGCCUUGCACUGAAAGCACAGCCGUUACCUCCCUCACUCCCGCGGACCUGCACCCACCUGAAGCCGUCCUUAAAACGGCCCUUUCGCCCAUCGCCUCCCCGUUCCCCGUCCAGUCCGGUCGGCCCGAAGGCUUAGCAGCGCAUGUCGUCCUCCUCUGUCCUCAGCUUCCUGUUCUCCGGUCCCUUCAGUGGGGUUUAGCCUGUAUGUUUUCUACUCAGUAACCGUGUAUCCAUUUUCCAAAAUGUUGGUUUGCACAGGUCUGACGUUUUGAGAGCCGAGAG